Aspergillus wentii DTO 134E9 is the source of this 1566-nucleotide messenger RNA. RefSeq names its product Zn(II)2Cys6 transcription factor domain-containing protein. NCBI's taxonomy places the organism in Eukaryota, Fungi, Ascomycota, Eurotiomycetes, Eurotiales, Aspergillaceae. Gene Ontology annotation, molecular function: DNA-binding transcription factor activity, RNA polymerase II-specific; zinc ion binding. The coding region runs from base 1 to 1566 and encodes 521 amino acids. Gene Ontology annotation, biological process: regulation of DNA-templated transcription. The transcript is spliced from 4 exons. The record is from RefSeq and is a predicted model, not a curated record.
AUGGUAUAUGAGGGAAAACCAAGUACGGGGUGUAAGCUUUGCAGAAAGCGCAAGAUCAGGUGUGACGAAGCGAAACCUGGAUGCAAAAGAUGCAUGAUCUACGGACAAGAAUGCCCUGGAUAUGCGGAUACAUUUGUAUGGCGAUCGGAGAAACCUAACAAACGAGAUCCCAGGAAAGCGUGCAAGAAGAAGAAUAGGAAGGACACCGGUGAUGUGCUUUGUAUCAGGUCCAAACCUGAAUAUUCGUCAGACGAACACUCCCACGGAGACUCAAAUGGCUCGCCAAGCUCAUCUCAAGGCAUUUCGACCACUCCGCUCCCAACUCGACCUAUACCAUAUUCGCUGAGUUCUCUAGAGCAGCAGGCGCUCGGGUUCUUCUGUCAUCAACAUAUCUUACCUGCCGAAGAAGGAAUACCGUCGGGGCACUUAUCGCAUCUUCCGGAACUAUACGUCCAACGCUGGCAUUCUGAUUGUUUUCAAAAUGCAAUGCUCAGCGUGUCGUACUUGACGCUGUUUAACUCGACCGGUUUCAAGCCGCUUUAUAUCGGAGCUCGGAAAUAUUAUGGUAAGGCUAUGGUGGCCCUGAGAGAUGCUCUACGGUGCCCUGUGGCAGUUUUGGAGGAUGCGACCCUUGCUUCUGCGUUGGUGUUGAGUAUGUUUGUGGAUUUUUCCGGGGAACGAGAGCAACUUUACAACUCCCAUACGCCAGGAAUACACGCUUUGGUUCACAUUCGAGGAAGGGAACAGUUCAGCACACCUCGCGGAAAAGCUUUAUUUGGCUGGUCCUUCACGCAGCUGCAAAUCCAAGCAGUUGCGACCGGACAGGCCAAAUAUGCCCAUUUCGAGCCUCUUCUCAACAAUAUCAUGCCUUGCGAUGGUGAUAUGCUCACAGGCGUCGAACUACUUUCCAACAGAAUACUGUCCCACCGUCGAAGAUUCAUAGAGCUCUUGAAUAUGGAUUCCGAAGCAUUGGCAGAUCUCAUCGCUCAUUCAAUUGAUAUGCGAGAGAGGAUAUGCAGUCUUGUGUCGGAUGCGCGGGAUAUUUUGAGACAGAUUAAUGAGUGGGAGGACGAGGCACCCGAGCAUUGGAAACUAACCAGGUCCAAUUGUCUGCCACGAAGUCGGUGGGCAGCGGGGUUUCUAGCUCUGGUUCGUGCCAUUCAAACGGUAUUCUACCUCAGCAUGCUAGAUUUGUGCAAUCUUGUCGACCGGACCGACUUGAUCGACUGCCCUGACAUGAAUAUUCCGGCCGUGGUCGACAUGCUCGAGAAUCAAAUCAAAUGUCUACUCGACGAUAUCUGUGAUAACAUCACACCAGCACUCAGAAACAUACCAGAACAGACUUCACCGAGGUCACUCGAUAUAGGCAGUUCCGCAGGGGGGUAUCUCAUACUUUGGCCUAUGUGGUUUGUGUGCAACUGUCUAUAUUCUUCACCCGAACAGGUAUCUCAGAGCCGAACUACCUUACAACAGAUCGGCGAGAAGGUGGGAAACAAGCUCGCAUUUUCCCUAUUGAACCAACAAGUUUCUUUCACACAAUUGCAUACUGCAACUCUCAUUUCUUGA